GUUGGGACCCUUGGUGACACAGGAUGUCCCCCAGCAGCGGGAUGCCUGUGUCCUGACUCAGGUGCUCUCUCACUGUGCUCUCUCAGUCGUUCCUCCACAGCGCGGGACUCCCACGGGGCCGUCACGCCUGGCGCGUGCCCGGGCACCGAUGGUGACAGCGGGAAGGGUGAGGGACACGGCAUCCCGGUUCCAGCCACGUCAGCCGCACGCGCCCAGGCAUUGAGGUGUCAGCAGGAGCCAUCCGCCCACGCAGGGCUGCUGGCUGUGGGGCGCCCCACAUCACCCCCUGGCUGGGACGCUGAGCUGUGGGGGGGCCAAACCGUGCGCUGGUGCCUGGAGGAAGGGUAAUGGAGUGGGAGGGGAGGUUCACCACGGUGGCUGACGGGGGGGCACAGCCCCAUCCCUGCUCCCCCAGGGUGCCCAAACCCCCAGAAAGCCAUCCCUGAGUGCCAGGGCCCUGUGCAGCUUUGGCUUCCCCUUCCUCUUCCUCUUCCCUUUCCUCUUCCUCACCUGUGCCCUACCUGGGGGGGGCGGUCAGCUGAGCCUGCCUGGCCCCUCCCUGGGCUGGGCACGCCUAUAAAAGCCCGGGGCUGGGCAGAGGGUGGCACAGAGAGCCAGAAAGCCUGGAGCUGUUGGUGGGCACGACUGUGGCAGCAGCGAUGGCAACGCUUUACCCUUCCCUGGAGGACAUGAAGGGCCACCAGAUCUUGCAGGCGCAGGCGGCAGCCGGGGUGAGGACCCCUGCCACGACAGUGGCCACGGAGAAGCCGAAGCUCGUCUUGGGCACCAAUAACACAGAGCCGCCCAUGCUGUACCCCAACCUGGCCGAGCUGGGGACCUACAUGGGGCUCGCACUCUCCGGUGAAGAGAUCCAGAAGAACCUGUUCCCGGAAGGCAGCACCGCACUGACACCCGCCGGGACGGCUCCGGGCCAGCUCGUUGCCCCCCUGAGUGGGAACAACGCAGGGAUGCGGCGGGCAGAGAUCAAACCCGGGGUGCGGGAGAUCCACCUCUGCAAGGACGAGCGGGGCAAGACGGGGCUGCAGCUGAAAAACGUCGAUCAGGGCAUCUUCGUGCAGCUGGUGAAGGCCAACUCGCCGGCGGCGCUGGUGGGGCUCCGCUUCGGCGACCAGGUCCUGCAGAUCGAUGGCAAGAACUGCGCGGGCUGGAGCAGUGACAAGGCACAGCGAGCGCUGAAGAAGGCAUCCCCGGAGAAGAUCGUCAUGGUGGUGCGGGACAGGCCUUUCCAGCGCACUGUCACCGUGCACAAGGACAGCAACGGCAACAUUGGCAUUGUGGUCAAGAAGGGAAAAAUUGUGUCACUGGCUAAGGACAGCUCUGCUGCCCGCAACGGCGUCCUCACCCACCACUGCAUCUGUGAGGUGAACGGCCAGAAUGUCAUUGGCAUGAAGGAUAAGCAGCUGGCGGAGGUGUUGGCGGGAGCUGGGAACGUGGUCACGCUGACCAUCAUCCCCACUGUGAUCUACGAGCACAUGGUCAAACGGCUCUCAGCGGGGCAGGUGAAGUCGGCCAUGGACCACUCCAUCCCUGACCUGUGAUGCGAUUGCCACCGGGGCGCUGGAUGCUCAGAGGAGCUGCAUCCCCCUCAGUAUCCCCCAAAGAAGCCACUUUAGCACAAAGCCCCUCACCCCUCUACAUGCUGGUGGCUGCUGGGGGACACAAGAGACUCCUGAUAUCCUCUCCUCCCUCUCAUCAACAAGGAUGGGGCAUGUUUCUCCCACUCUCCCAGGGUUCCUAUGUCCCCUCGUGUCCCUGCUUGGGCCAGCGCUCCUGGGGGCAGACACCAAAGGCUGGCUCCAGCCAAAGCAGACACAGACCCAGUGACGUUUAUUACAUCCACCACAGACAGCGAGUACAGGA
Molecule: messenger RNA, 1881 nt
Organism: Cuculus canorus (common cuckoo)
Lineage: Eukaryota; Metazoa; Chordata; Aves; Cuculiformes; Cuculidae
Gene: SDCBP2
Product: syndecan binding protein 2
Exons: 9
Coding region: 660-1559 (299 amino acids)
Cellular component (GO): cytoplasm; plasma membrane
Molecular function (GO): protein binding
Source: RefSeq, a predicted model, not a curated record